This is a messenger RNA of Eruca vesicaria subsp. sativa (arugula), 2842 nucleotides long. Lineage: Eukaryota; Viridiplantae; Streptophyta; Magnoliopsida; Brassicales; Brassicaceae. The record is from the annotation of a GenBank genome assembly.
UCUCUCUCUCUCUCUCUCUCUCUGCUUUAUUUAUUUAUUUUACAGUCUUUUCGUUGUAAACUCCCUCAAUCAUCUCUGAACUUAAAGAUUCUCCGAUCCACACCGGAUCUAAACCGAACUCCAUCGUUUCUUUUCACGAUUCAAUCGAUGUUAUGAAUCCUCUCUGCUGCAUUGCUCCGGUUUCAAUCGAUGACCGAACCAACCCGGUUAUCGCCAAACCGGCGUCGAAUCAACAACAACAACAACACUCUCUCGUACCUAGCAACAACCACGCUUCCAAGCCUUCCUUCUCAACGCAAGCCUCUUGGAUCAGCCAAGAUCAGCUCGAGAGGCUCUCUUCCGAGGACGUGAAUCUCGAGGGGAAAGACUCUUCUUCAAACGGAGGCUUCUUCUUUGGGAAUGGAGUUGGUGGUGGAGUCGCUGGGAUCAUGUAUAAGUGGACACACUAUGGUAAAGGGUGGAGAGCUAGGUGGUUUGAGCUUGAAGACGGUGUUUUGUCUUAUUACAAGAUCCAUGGUCCUGAUAAGAUUGUGAUGAAUCCCGCUAGAGAGAAAGGUGUUAGAGUGAUCGGUGAGGACUCUGUUAGGUAUAUUAGAAAAGCUAGCUGUGGAAGCAGCAACAAGCUUGGAGCUGGAGGUUCUGCAGCUGCUUCUUCAAGGCCUUGUAAACCUUUUGGAGAAGUACAUUUAAAGGUUUCUUCAAUUCGUGCGAGUAAGUCUGAUGACAAGAGGCUUACUAUAUUCACGGGUACGAAGACUCUUCAUUUACGUUGUGUGACCAGAGAGAAUAGAGCGACUUGGGUUGAGGCUUUGCAGGUGGCCAAGGAUCUUUUCCCUAGAGUGCCUAGUGGAGAUAUUUUACCUUGUGAAGAUGCGGUUGUUUCCACUGAGAAGCUGCGUGAGAGGUUAAUGCAGGAAGGGAUUGGUGAGGCUGUGGUUAAAGAUUGUGAGACUAUUAUGCUUUCGGAAGUUUCUAAUCUGCAGAACCGGUUGAAGGUUCUCACACAGAAACACGUUAUACUUCUAGAUACACUGAGACAGUUGGAGACUGAAAAAAUAGAGCUGGAAACUACUGUUGUUGAUGAAACAAAGGAGCAUGACUCUUGCUGUGGACAGGGAAGACGAUUUAGUGAUUUCUAUUCAGUGGUGUCAGAGGUAUCUCCAAGCGACUCUGAGGCAGAUAAUGAAAGUCAAGAUGGAGCAGAUGUUGAAUCUGAUGAAGAUGAUGUAGCUUUCUUUGAUACAAAUGAUAUCUUAUCAGCAGACGCACUGAGAAGUGCUUCUUACCGAAGCAGAGAAGCUGAAGGCAAUGGUUCUAUCUACGACAAAGACUCAUUUUUCUCUGACCGCCUGCAAGCUCCCGUUAGGAUUCCGCAGUAUCCAUAUGUGAGAAGAAGGGAUAAUUUACCAGAGCCAAAGGAGAAGGAGAAGCCAGUUGGAUUGUGGUCAAUCAUCAAAGAGAACAUUGGCAAAGACUUGUCUGGAGUUUGUCUCCCUGUUUAUUUUAAUGAGCCACUUUCUUCUCUGCAGAAGUGCUUUGAGGAUUUGGAGUACUCUUACUUGAUAGAUAGAGCACUUGAGUGGGGAAAACAGGGCAAUGAGUUGAUGAGGCUUCUAAACAUUGCAGCUUUCGCUGUAUCUGGCUAUGCCUCCACGGAAGGCAGACAAUGCAAGCCUUUUAAUCCUCUACUUGGUGAGACAUAUGAAGCUGAUUACCCUGAUAAAGGACUUCGUUUCUUCUCUGAGAAGGUGAGUCAUCAUCCAAUGAUUGUUGCUUGCCACUGUGAGGGACAAGGUUGGAAUUUCUGGGGAGACUCAAAUAUCAAAGGAAAGUUUUGGGGACGGUCCAUCCAACUUGAUCCAGUGGGUGUCUUGACAUUAAAAUUUGAUGAUGGUGAGACAUAUCAAUGGAGCAAGGUUACCACUUCCAUAUACAACAUCAUCCUAGGGAAACUUUACUGUGAUCAUUAUGGAACUAUGCGCAUCAAAGGCGGUGGCAAUUAUUCCUGCAGGCUGAAGUUCAAGGAGCAGUCAGUCAUAGAUAGGAACCCUCGUCAGGUUCAUGGGUUUGUGCAAGACAAUAGAACUGGGGAGAAAGUAGCUAUCUUGAUAGGCAAAUGGGAUGAAGCAAUGUACUAUGUGUUGGGUGAUCCGACAACAAAACCAAAAGGAUAUGAUCCAAUGACAGAAGCUGUGUUACUUUGGGAAAGAGACAAAUCUCCAACAAAAACAAGAUACAACCUCUCCCCUUUUGCAAUCUCUCUUAAUGAGAUAACUCCUGGGAUGAUGGACAAACUGCCUCCAACAGAUUCAAGAUUGAGACCUGACCAAAGACACUUGGAAAACGGUGAAUACGAGGCAGCAAAUGCUGAGAAACUGAGACUUGAACAGCUGCAGAGACAGGCAAGGAGGCUGCAGGAGAAAGGAUGGAAACCAAGAUGGUUUGAAAAGGAUGAAGAAGGGAAUUAUCGGUAUGUAGGAGGGUAUUGGGAAGCAAGAGAGAAGAAAGAUUGGGAUAAGAUCACUGACAUUUUCAAGAAGCAGCAGCAGCAACAGCGUAACAGUGUUUCAUCUUCUUCAUAAUCAUCUCAUGUUUUUGUUCUUUUAUUUGUUUCCUUUUUUAAAAUUAAUAUAUAUUGAAAGAUUUUCACCAUUCCUUCAUUGUGCUUCUGUGAAAAUUUGGCCAGAACCUUUGUUGGUGUGUGUGUGUGUGUGCAUUAUAUGUAGAUGUCAAUCAGACUUGUUGGAGGUAGUAAAUUAUCCGAUUAGGAUUCUGGUUUCUACUAAAUAACUACUAAAUGUUAACAAGGUGAUACAUUUUUACUCAAAGAUCAAAACUGCUG